This is a messenger RNA of Manis javanica (Malayan pangolin), 3315 nucleotides long. Lineage: Eukaryota; Metazoa; Chordata; Mammalia; Pholidota; Manidae. The record is from RefSeq and is a predicted model, not a curated record.
AAAACUUGAAGAUGCACGGAGUUAACCUCUACAAGCUUCUAAUUUACGCAGAUGAUUUUAACAGGAAAUGACGAAAAGGCCAUUAGUAUUGCGCAAAUAACGUCACGAAAGCACGGUGACAUUAAUCCUGAUCAGGGAGAGUCCAAUAUUCGGAGGGGUGCAAUUUCUCAAUUUAGUCUUCACUUCUCUAAAUCGUGCAGUAUGCGCCGGAUCCGUAAAACACGACUCAGAUCUGCGCAUGCCCCCUGCACAUCCCCCUAGUCGGAAGUCCUGGUUUGUUUAUUAAAUUACGACAGUCGUAAACUGAGCCUUCGUGACGACGUCCUAGCCUUACGACGACAACAACUAUGGCGGCUGCCAGUGGUCAAUUUGAAAGUGCGAGGAGUGUUGAAGAGCGUAAAGAACAGACCCGGAUUGCCAGGGCCGAGGUGUUGCGCCAGGCUAAAGCCAAUUUUGAGAAAGAAGAAAGGCAUAAAGAACUUAAACGACUUCGGGGCGAGGACACAUGGGUGCUACCUGAUGUGAAUGAGCGAAUUGAGGAAUUCGCAGAGGAACACUCUGUGAAGAAAAAGAAGAAAAAAGACAAGCAUUCAAAAAAAGUGAAGAAAGAGAAGAAAAAAAAGAGUAAGAAACAGAAGUAUGAAAAAAACAUUGAGUCAACUGAUAGUUCAUCAAGCUCUGAAGAUGAGUGGGUUGAGGCUGUUCCAUCCCAAACUCUUGGCAAGGAAAAAGCCUGGGAAGUGAAAGAUAAAAAUUCAGAAAAAGAAGAAGACAACCAAGUUAUUCAGAGGGACGAGUGGAUGACUUUUGACUUUAUGUGUGUUAAAACUGUGUCAUCAUCAUUACUUAAAGCUGAAAAGGAAACUAAAAAGAAAAUAGAGCAAGAGAAAACCCAAGCCCUUGAACAGUCCAGACUCCUAGAAAGAGAAUUGAAUCCAUACUGGAAGGAUGGUGGGACAGGUCUCCCACCAGAAGACUGUAAUAUGGCAUCAGUUACUAAAGUUUCAGUAAUAGAAGAUGGUGGAUUAAGUUGGCUAAGGAAAUCUUAUCAAAGAAUGAAGGAACAAGCUGAGAAACAAAAUAGAAAUUUUGAAGACAUUGUGGCUGAAAGAUAUGGGUCAAUGGAAAUAUUUCAGUCAAAAUUAGAAGAAGCUGAAAAUAUUUCAUCCAUGAAAGAAGAUUGUAGAAGAGAAAGGUAGAAACCAAUGUAUUCAGAUAAAGCACAAAGAAAUCAAGACAGUAGAAGGUCAGACUUGGUAAAAUAUAAUAAAAAUUCAAGGCAUAGAUACAGUUCAACAGAUAUUACACACAAUAUCAAUAAAGGUAAAUUUAGUGGUGAUGAAAAAGAUAAUAGAUCUGAGACUUCAGAAACACACAGAAGAGAAUCCAGUCAAAGCCAAAAUCAAGUGCUUUCUUCUCUUGGAAAUUUGAGACCUAAAUUCUUAAGACCUGAUGAUGAAGAACUGUCAUUUCAAAGCAAGGGCAGAAAGUUGGAGCCAUCUAGUUCAUCUUCAGCACUGGUUGCUCAGGGUUCUGUGCAUUGUGGUUUUCGAAAACCUGCAGAGAACAGUGACGAAAGUUUAUCAUCAUGGAGUCUCUCUGAUGGAAGAGAAGGAGAAAGGAGACAUUCAAAUCGAAAGCCAUUGAAAAGCAGGCGCAGUGUUGACUCUGAAUGCAUUUCAGGAGAUGUGAGACAAAAGUCACAAGAUGAGACCUUGAGAGAUGACACCCUGAAAGGAGAACAUCUAUGGGACAAAAAGUCUUCAUCUGCUGGGUAUUGUGUCAUUUGUUUUUUAAACUGAUAAAUGAAUAUUAAGGUCCAGAGGAUUCAAAGAACUGAACUAUAUUUUUAGAACAUCAGUUCAUAGGUAUGAGUAAUGGUUCCUGUUAAAUUUUUUUUUUUUUGGACAAGAUUAAAUUUUUAUUAUUCUGAACAUUAGGAAUAUGCCAUACUUUAUAGUGCUACAUUAAAAGAAAAUGCACAUGUGUAUGCAUGCAUACACACAAAUUUAUUAGGGAAAAUUUCUGGAUUGUCUAGACUUCUUGGUGCAUCUCCACAGCAUUAUGCCCCAUUACAUUAAAUUUCUUCCUUUUCAUCAUUUUUAGCUCUUGACAAUUGCUCUGCUUAAUUAACUCAAUCAGUUGUGGAUUACUGCCAGUUAUGUUUGCAGAAACCGUGGCAGUUUAUUAAUUCUCAUAAAUGCCAAAAGAUGACAGAAGCACUGGAGGACUGAUAAUUAAAUGCAUCAUUUAAUUUCUAGCCUAUAAGUGGAAUUUAGCUUGUAUUAGUUUUCAGGUUAUUGGCAGUGUGUAGACUCUGGAAUAGCACCUUCCCUUGAGUCUAGGCGGUAUGUGACCCACAUGGGAAUUCAUGCAUGAAUCAUGGCUAAACUGAUUUUUCCAUUGCCUCUAACAGUGUACACAACAUUGAUGUUUUAUUGUAAACCAUCCAUGAGCAAAAUUUUAAGAUCCUUGAAGAUAUUAUAAUAUCUUGAGAAGUACGUGCCAAAAGUAUCUACCCAGUUAUUAAAUUAGUCAUCAGUACCUAUCUUUGUGGCCACUAUUUUCUUUGCAAUGGGAUAGUCUUAUUUUUUUAGGAAUAGCAAGAGCUAUUUGAAUUCUCUUAGAACCUCCUUGUGUUUAAAUGUCUAGUUUAACCUGGUAAUGUAGCAAAAAUAGCAACAUUACUCAGGUCACAACGGGAUGGUUCACAAUAAAUUGUAUGUGUGGUUACUUUGGUAUUAGGUUUAUUAUAUUAUCUAAAAAUUUUUCUACAGAUCUUAUUUAUUGAUUUAAUUUAGGGUAAAUUAUUUAAGACAUGAAAAAAAUCAGAUACUAAUUUGAUUUAAAUGUUUUUCAGAUAAGGCCAGUGAGAAUUCAAUAUAUAAUUGCUAAGAAUAGUUUCUUUAGUUUCCAAAGCCUAUUCAUGCUUCCUUAGAAAUACAUAUAUAUGUUAUAUUCAACCAAUCAAGAUAUUCUUUUAUCAAAAGAUACUUGAUGUCUAGACAAAUAUUUUACCAGAUCUAUUUGUAUUCCUUGAACUUUUCUGUGCAAAAAAGUUUUGUUGAGAAAAUAAAAGCAAAUUGCAUAAUAGACCUUAACACAUAUUUGACAAGUGUUGGCCUCACAGUUCCAGAAUAGAAACCAACUGAUAAGAUAUGAGAGUCAGUAGAUCUAGCUUAGCAACAUUAUGCUCUUUCAUUGAUUGUACUCCAAGUGUCUGAAGGAGGUGUGCAAUAGGAUUAUGUCAUGCUUGGAUAUAUUGGAUGUGUGUGUAUACAUAUUGUACAAAUAAAUCAUUUAUGUUCUCAUGUA